AUGCUCCCUCUCAAUCUUUUACUGUUUGUUUCCUCAAUAUUUGUCUCAUGCCUUGGGUACCAAGUACCUGUCGUAGACGCAGAAUACUCCCGUCAAAUCUGUAGUGGAAUGUGGGCAAAUGAGCAGACUUAUAUCAACGUCAGUUUCGAUGCUACUUCGCAAGGUCAACUGGCUAUGGUCAUAUACGAAUGGGCAGACGCGCCGUACCUCGGCAAAGUCACUUCUGUCUCUGACGAGUCGCUACCUCCCCAGAAAAUCUACAUCUGCACCUCUUCCGCCGUUUCCGAUGGCUUUUGCACACCGCCAGAUUUAGGCCGUUUCAUCCUCGACCUACCUUCCGGGAAAUCCAUCAACGACACCAGCUUUUGGUCUGCCAGAGUCGAGCUUCCCGCAAAUCAAUCAUCGUCAUCCUCUGAAAGAGACUCUACCAUUUCCACUGGCUCUGGUUCGCUCUGGGAUCCAUAUGGCAACAAUUCCUCACCUUCCGCAGGAUCUGAUGAUGGUCCUACCGCGUGGCGUCGGGAUCACUCGAUAUAUUCGUUAACCACCAGAGACACCAUCAAUCCGAGUCCGACUGGAAUAUAUAGCUAUUCGCUGCCCAUACAGUAUCUGGUACGAAAGACGGGAUAUUACUGCGUUGCCGUGAUUCCUGUAACUGUUCAAAGCAACAUCCCUCGAGAUGAUGUUCACCCCCAUUAUAAUGGUCUCGUCUUCUUCCGGAAUAAGUUCGACGGAAGGCUUCCUGCUACGGAUUAUCCCAAAGUCAAUUUCUAUUUUGCGAUGUUCAUUGUAUACGGUGUUAUCGCGGCGUAUUGGGGUUGGUUAUGUUAUAGGCAUCUACAAGACCUUCUCCCGCUCCAGGCGCUCGGGUUGCUCGUCAUCGAGAUGGUGGCAAAUUGGGGUUACUACCGCUACCUAAAUGCUCAUGGAAGAGGUACUACAUCUACUGCGUUCCUCAUUGUUGUUGCCAUCCUCGACGCUGGACGAAAUUCCAUGUCUUUCUUUAUGCUUCUAGUUGUUUCUCUUGGACUAAGUGUUGUCAAAGAAUCACUUGGGCGUACAAUGCUCAAGUGUCAAGCUCUUGCGGUAGCCCAUUUCAUAUUUGGCAUUUUAUAUGCUAUUGGAAUCGUUGAACUCGAAUUGGAAUCUACAUCUGCACUCGUUCUAUUAUUAUUUGUUAUUCCUCUCGCAUUCACACUGAGCGGGUUCCUUUUGUGGAUCAUGUAUUCACUGAAUGCCACUAUUGCACAACUCAGAGCUCGAAAACAACGAUACAAGUUGUCAAUGUUCGAAAAGCUCUAUCGUAUUUUGAUCUUCACAGUCAUUGUAAUCGCAAUUUUCUUUGUGGUGUCGUCGUUUUCAUUCUCUGGGCGGCUUGCUGAAGGUACGCUCGGCCUGACUUUCUUUGUUUGA
Messenger RNA from Lentinula edodes (shiitake mushroom), 1413 nucleotides. Its product is annotated as lung seven transmembrane receptor-domain-containing protein. Gene Ontology annotation, biological process: retrograde transport, endosome to Golgi. The transcript is spliced from 11 exons. NCBI's taxonomy places the organism in Eukaryota, Fungi, Basidiomycota, Agaricomycetes, Agaricales, Omphalotaceae. The record is from RefSeq and is a predicted model, not a curated record. Bases 1 to 1413 code for a protein of 470 amino acids. Gene Ontology annotation, cellular component: Golgi apparatus; membrane.